Molecule: messenger RNA, 5910 nt
Organism: Engraulis encrasicolus (European anchovy)
Lineage: Eukaryota; Metazoa; Chordata; Actinopteri; Clupeiformes; Engraulidae
Gene: ppl
Product: periplakin
Exons: 22
Coding region: 261-5531 (1756 amino acids)
Biological process (GO): wound healing; intermediate filament cytoskeleton organization
Cellular component (GO): membrane; cytoskeleton; cytoplasm
Molecular function (GO): cadherin binding; structural molecule activity
Source: RefSeq, a predicted model, not a curated record
AAAGAGGGAGGAUGCCAUUAAAUAUUUUUCAGCGAAGCUGACUGCAACUUUAACCAUACGUUUGUGUGUGACAGGAAGUGUCAUUAGGGUGGUGUCACUCGAAGGACUGACGCCACUUGUACUUGGGACAUACCUGUUCAAAGGGAGGUGUUGGCAUUACGCGGAGCAGAAGACGUCAAAGCAUAGAGACGUACGCGGGACAGCUCGAGCGUGCCCACUUCAAAGCAGGUGUCGGAGAGAAACCGUGACUUAGAAGCAAGAUGUUUAAGAAGAAAACCAGCAAAAACAGCGUGAACAUCACGCAGAAAAGUAAAGCACCAGCCAGCGAGCUGACAGCCCUCAUUGAGAAACUCCAGAAAAAUGCGGACAAAGUGGAAAAGAACAUUCUGGAGACAGAACAGAAUCUUAACCGGGAUGUGGCCAAAAUCAACGAGGGCAAGCAGCCCCUGUACCAGGAGGACACCAACAAGCGCAUCCUCAACUCCCUGGACCUGCUCAACUCCCUGGAUGAGGACGCAGCUGCCGCCUCCCGCCUCCACCACCCCCAGGCUGAGAUGAUCGAGCAGGACAUGAAACAGCUGCGUGACCGUGUGAUGCGACUGAGGGAGGACCACGACAAGAUCUACCACCAGACGCGCGGGGAGGGGAUGCCCACCGUCAACUGGGGCAAGAUUGUGGAGGAGAAACUGGGGAAUCUGAACAACAAAGGGUUCGGACAGGACUUGCCCUCUAUUGAAAACGAUGUUGAGGAACACAACAUCUUCCAGAGUGAGGUGGAGGCCUUGGCACCCUACAUCAAUGAGGGAGACGAUAAGGAUUAUGUGGGAGGGGCCCAGCUGAAGUACAACAAACUCCUGGCCAACUCCACGGCUCGUCAGAAGCACCUGGUGUCCCUGCGUGACUACAUGCAGCGCUGCACUAACGAGCUGUACUGGAUGGACCAGCAGGCCGAGGAGCGCAUCGGCUACGACUGGAGCGACACCAACCUGGACUACCCGGCCCGCAAGAGGCAGUACGAGAACUUCAUCGGUAAGUGCCUGGAGUCUAAGGAGGCAACCAUUACUAAACUGAAUGAUGACGGGGAGAAGCUGAUCGCUCAGGACCAUCCAGCCAAGAACGUUAUUGAGGCUCACACGGAGGCUGUGCAUGCUGACUGGAAGGAGUAUCUCAACCUGCUCAUCUGUGAGGAAAACCACCUCAAACACAUGGAUGAAUACCACAAAUUCCACAAAGAGGCAAGAGACACCCAGGACCUGCUGAAAAGGCUGGACACCGACAUCAGCCAGAAGUACAACCCUGAGUACAAAGACAUGUACCAGAUGGAGGGCCUGAUCAGUGACUUGGACGACCAAGCCAAGGCUCUGGACCACUUUGAUGACCGCGUGAAGGCCCUGGAGAAGAGGAGCUUGCAGGUGCUGCCCCUCAAGUACCGCCGUGACCCACCUCAGAAGCUCCUCCCCAUUGAGGCCCUCUGCGACUUCGAGAACGAACAGGGUCAGGUGGUGCGUGGCGAGAGGUACACCCUGCUGAGGAACAAUGGCAAUAAGUGGGACGUGAAGGACCAGGCGGGUCGCACGGUGACAGCGCCAGGUGUCUGUUUCUUCAUCCCCCCCACUGACCCCGAGUCGGUCUCCAUCGCUGACAACCUUCUGAACCAGCAGUCCAACAUCAAGAAGAAGGUAGCAGCCAAUAAGGGCUCUCUGCAGACACGCCUGGGGGAGCUCAAGAAGGAGAGUCCUGCUGUACGCGAUAAGGAGGAGCAGCAGUGUCGUCAGCUGAUGGCCAGUCUGGACAAGGUGGUGAACGACUUGGACAAGCAGGAGAAGGCCAUCAACGCUCGAGUGCGCCCCCCGCUGGAGCUGACUCGCCCAGUGCAGGACAGCGCUGAUAGGCUGCAGGAAAUGAAGGACAUUAAAACUGCUGUUGGAAAGAUUUUGCCUGAGAAGGUGGCUAAAACCAAAGAAGCCGAGACGUUCCUGAAAUCCAACCCCAAGUGUGCCAGCGCCCCUCAGCUGUACUCGAAGGUGGACGAGGCCGACAAGAAGUACAACAAAGUGGACCUGCUGCUCAAGCUUGCAGAUGAGAAACUUGAGAACUCCAACCGCUUGGAGAACUCGCUCCAGAAGGGGAAGACUGUUCUGUCCACCUAUGAAAACAAGCUGGCCAGGGAGGAGGUCGCACCUGCAGACCUCACUGCUCUGGAGAAGGCACAGCGUGAGCUGGCGGACAUGUCAGCAGAGCUGAAGGCAAAGAAGGCUGUUGUCGCGGAGACCGAGCAGAACCUCAAAGCUGCCAAGAGCAGCUGUGACAACAUGGCCGCCAAGGUACAGGAGCACUGCCCCGACAUUGAGAGGCAGGAGAUGGAGGUCCAGAAGCUGAGCAAGCGCUUCGACAACGCCGGCAGACAGAUUGACUCUAGGUCCCAGAGCCUCCAGAAGGCCAAAAUGUCAUACAACAACUACCGCAACGAUUACGACAACCUCAACAGCUGGCUGUCCAGAGUGCCAAACUAUGAGCCUCGUGACACAGAUGACCUGGGCCAAAUUGAUUCCAAGCUGAGGAACCAAAGAAACCUGCUUUCAGACAUUGCGAGGAAAGAGUCUGAUCUCAACAACGUCUCCAAAAAUGCUCAGCUUUAUCAGCAAGCAGUCAAGGACUACGAAAACGAAACUGAGAAGUUCAAAUCCAUUCUCGAUCUUGAGGAUGGACUGGUUCCCCAGACAUUCAAGAGAAGCAGGCUAGAAUCUCCUGCACAGAAAGUGAAAGGAGAGGAAGCUGCAAUUGAAUCCAAAUUCACUGAGGUGAAUGCCAUCAACAAGCAAAGGCUGCAGAAUCUUGAAUUUGCUCAGAGCCUCCUGAAUCAGCAACCAGAGACUAUGAUCGUGCAGCAAAACGUCCAGUCUGUGAAAUCUGCGGCACCUGGAGAAGAGCCCUGGAGAAUCAAGAAGCAGCUGGAAGACGAAGUUCAAAGACGAGAGCUGCUUGAAAAAGAGAUUCAGACCAUCCAGAGUGACAUAUAUGUUCUCGAGGGCCAGAAGCCGCAGGACACCGUUGUGAAGAAGGAGCUGAUAAAGAAGCUGCCCGACCCGCAGCUGGACGAGGAGAUCCACAAGGUCCAGCAGAAGCUGUCCGACGAGCGCAGAUCCACUCGGCUCCUGGAGAGCGAGCUGGACACCCUCCGCCUGAAACUGCGCGGCCUGGAGACGGAGGUUAAGGAAGGUGCCCAGCAGUACACCGUGAAGGAGGUGCUGCGCAUCGAGAGGGAUCGCGGACAAGAGGAGGAUCUGAGGAAGCUGAAGGAGGAACUUGAGGAGCUGAGAAGGCAGAAGACCGUCAAGGACAACGAAAUCAUUCAGAUCAAGAAGCAGGUCAACAUCCUGUCCGAGGAGAAAAACAAGGAACAGGAAGUCAUCACCGAGGAGGAGGUGGUCAAGGUGCACAACGAUCCUCAGCUCGAGAGCGAGUACAGAUCGCUGCAGGAUAGGAAGCAGAAAGAGCUCGACGGCAGAGUGCAGCUGGAGGACGAACUCAAGUUCUUGCAGGAGAAACUGAGGAGGCUUGAGAAGGAGAAGGCCAUGGCUGAGGAGAAGAUCUCCAUCAAAGAAGUCCUGAAAGUCGAGAAAGACAUCGCUCUGGAAAGGGAGGUGGAGAAUCUGAGACGUCAGUACGAGGACGAGAAGUCUAAGCACAGGUCGUCUCUGAGGGAGAAAGCCGACCUCCAGAGAAAGAUCUCGAGCCUUGAAGAGCAGAAUUCAAAGGUCAUCAUCCAGGAGAAGGUUAGGGAGAUUGUCCGGCCAGACCCUAAGGCGGAGACUGAGGUUGCCAGCCUCCGCAUGGACCUGGUGGAGCACCAGAGGAGGGUCACAGAUUCCGAUGAGCAACUGAAGAUUCUGCAGGAUGAGCUCACCACACUCAAGAACAGGGGCCCUCAGGUCGAGGUACGAGAAAUCAUAAAGGAGGUCAUCAAGUACAAAACUGACCCUCAAACUGAACAGGAGCUGGAGAAGCUGCGCAACGAGAUUGUGGAAAAAACUCACCUGACUGAGAAGUGUGAGGUGGAGAUCCUCAGACUGAAGAACGACAUUCAGAGGUGGCAGGACACCAAACCUCAGGUGCAGACCAAAGAAGUGGUCAAAGAAGUCCUCCAGUACCGCGAGGAUCCCAAAACCAAGGAGGAGAUUGAGAGCCUCAAGAAAAAACUCUCAGACGAACAGAAGAAACGUUUGGACUUGGAACAGGAGCGGUCAGUGAACGAGGAAAAGAUCCGUCUGAAGAAGAUCGACCUCUCUCAGGUGAGAGAAAGAAUCGUCCAACAGGAAGUUGUUAAGAUGGAGGAAGACCAGAUGCUGAAGUCAGAAUGUGAUACUUUUGCCAAGAACAUAAGCAACGAGCAGAAGCAGAAGGAGAGCUUGAAAGAUGAGCUCGCCAGGCUGCAGCGUCAAAGGGCAGACCUCGACCUGCAGCUUGAGGAGAUUGAACGUGACCGAAGAGCCCGGCGAGAUGCAGAGUUGGAAAUCCAGCGCUUGAGAAUCAGACUGAAUGAGCUUGAGAUCCGGGACAAAGAGAACCGCGAGAAGGUGACCGUGAAGCAGAAGGUGGUGCUUCAGCAGGAUCCUCAGCAAGAAAAGGAGCACUCCAUUCUCAAGCUUCAGGUUGAAGAAGAGCGUCACAAACGCACCAUGUUGGAGAAGGAGCUCAACGCCUUGUUGGAACAGCAGAAAACACUCGAAAGGAUGGAAGUGAAAGAAAAAGUGGUGCGCUCCGAAAAGGUCCAGGUUGAGAGAGACCCUGAAGCAGAAGUGGAAAUCGAGAGGCUCAAGAAAACUCUGGACGAGGAGAACAAACGGCGCCGUGAACUUGACCGGGAGAUUGCUGACCUCAACUCCAGGUUGUCAGACAUGGAGUUCACAAACACAAAGUCGAACAAAGAGCUCGAUUACAUCCGAGAUGAAAGCAACAGACUGCAGCAGGAGAACCAGCGCCUCCAAAAUGAAAUCAGGAAGAUUCAGACAGAGAUCCAGAUUACCUCGAAAGAGACGAAACACAUCACAGAGUCGGUGCCCAUGGAGAACGGCAAAAACCUCGAGCUGCGCCUCACGUCGCUCCAGAGAGAGCUGGGAGACCUCAGGCGCAUAACGAGAGAGAAAGACGACGAGAUCGAGAAACUCCAGAAGAACUUGUCCGCCAUGAGGGUGAAGAGGGAGCAAAGGGAGAGUCACCUGAGGCGGUCCAUUGUCGUCAUCGAUCCCGACACCGGCAAAGAGAUGAGGCCGGAGGAGGCCUACAAACUCGGUCUCAUCGACUGGAAAAUGUUCGUCAAUCUGCAGAGUCAGGAGUGCGACUGGGAGGAAAUUUCGGUCAAGGGUCCAAACGGAGAAUCCUCUGUGCUGCAUGACAGAAAAUCGGGCAAGAAGUUCUCGAUCGAUGAUGCUUUGAGAAUGGGGCAUAUCACAAAGAGUCAGUUACAGCAGUACCUUAACAAAGAAAUCAGCAUCCAGGAGUUUGGUGUGCUUGUGUCAGGGAAAAAGUAAAUGAAACACACAUUACUAUUAACACAUACACUUCUCUAUCACAAAUCAUGCUUUCUAGAAUGAGCAUACAACUUUCCUUUACUAAAAUGUGGUAUUGUGGAUAUCUUUUUCACAAUAUUAGGCUGUGUUUAUUUAUAAAUAAAUUCUAAACUUUUGUGCAGCUUGGCUGUGCUAUGUUGUAUGUGGGAUGUAUGAUGUUCUUUUCUAUUGCCUUAUCUGAGGUGCUCAUGUGGAGAAAGUGCAAAAAACAAGAUAUGCUAUUCCAACUGGGUUCAGGAUCCCAUCUUGAUGUUAUAACUAAAUGACUAUUUUCUUUUCCCCUUGUCAUAUUUUACACUGUACUGCCGUUGCUGUCUCAAAAAUAAAAGUUAUGGAAAUA